GCGCAGGCGGAAGAGCUGCUGUGUAUGCGGAAGUAACGGGACUGUUUGAGUUUGUGCGUAAGGAGCAUCGCAAAGCGCAGUUUCUCAACAGUCAGAACACGUCACAACAUCAGCCUGAAUGAUGCGAGUGCAUGACCGUCACUGACAGCUGUCUGACAGACAGUGUGCGCAGGUGUGAAGACACUUCAGGAUGUUGGAGUCGUAUGUUACUCCUCUUUUAAUGAGUUAUGUGAACCGCUACAUAAAGAACCUGAAGCCGUCGGACCUCCAGCUGUCAUUAUGGGGCGGCGACGUGGUGCUGAGCAAACUGGACCUGAGACUGGACGUCCUGGAGCAGGAGCUGAAGCUGCCCUUCACGUUUCUGAGCGGACACAUUCACGAGCUGCGCAUCCACGUGCCCUGGACCAAACUGAGCUCCGAGGCUGUAGUCAUCACCAUCAACACCAUGGAGUGUAUCCUGAAACUCCGAGACGCAGCCACGGAGGAUAAUGAAAGUUGUACGUCCAGCUCGACCAAUCGAAGUGAGAGCUCCAAGAGUGUGCCUAAACCCAGACGAGUGCAGCAAGCCCCCAGUGACCCUGACCUGCCCCCAGGGUACGUCCAGAGUCUUAUUCGUCGAGUGGUGAAUAAUGUCAAUAUCGUGGUGAAUAAUCUGAUUUUGAAGUAUGUGGAAGAUGACAUCGUGCUGUCAGUUAACAUCACCUCCGCCGAGAGCUACACAGUGGACGAUCUGUGGGACAGAGCAUUCAUGGACAUCAUCUCUCCUGAGCUGGUCCUGAGGAAGGUGAUCAAUUUUUCAGACUGCACAGUCUGUUUGGAUAGACGGAAUGGCAGCGGAAAGAUUGAGUUUUAUCAGGACCCGCUGCUGUACAAAUGUUCCUUCAGAACUCGUCUUCACUUCACCUACGACAACAUAAACGCCAAAAUCCCUGCCGUCAUUAAAGUUCACACAAUGGUGGAGAGUCUGAAGUUGUCUCUAACAGACCAGCAGUUACCCAUGUUCAUUCGGCUGAUGGAGUUGGGUGUGGCGCUGUAUUACGGCGAGAUGGGAGUUCACGGAGACGGCGACAGAGAAGAGAACAGCUCGCUCAGAGAGAGCGUCCCCGGUCUGACAGUGGAGGACUCAGAUCCGUCUCUCGUGGUUGGUCAGUACUUUCAGAGCGAGGAUGAAGAUCAGGGCUGGGUGUCGUGGGCCUGGUCAUUUGUCCCGGCCAUAGUGAGCGCUGAAGAGGAGGAGACUGAAGGAGAGUCUGGAGGGUACACGGAAGAGGGCGGAACAUCGCGACCCAUUCAGCACUCCUUCAAGGACCCCGUGGUGUCUGUGGGCUUUUACUGCACCAAAGCCUCCGUCACCUUCAAGCUAACAGAGAGCUGUUCUGAGAGCAGUUACUACAGUCCACAGAAGCUCAAGUCACGUGAGGUGUUGUGCGUGGAGCAGGAGGGCAUCACAGUAGAGGCUCUGAUGAUGGGCGAGCCCUUCUUUGACUGUCAGGUGGGAGUUGUCGGUUGUCGUGCUGUGUGUCUGAAGGGCAUUAUGGGAGUUCGAGAUUUUGAAGAGAAUAUGAACAGAAGAGAGGAGGACUCUGUGUUCUUCCGCUGUGGGGAGACUCUGAGCGUGAAGGGCUUGACCUACCUGACCAACUCGCUCUUUGACUACCGCAGCCCAGAGAACAAUGGCGUUAAAGCAGAAUUUAUCUUAAAUGGAAACAUUCAUAAGGAGACUUACACAGAGGCUGCAGGCCUGCAGAGAUAUGGCGCAUUCUACAUGGAUUAUCUCUUCACCAUGGAAAACAGCAGCAGUAGAGUUUGUGUGGGGCUUCAGGAUUUCUCUGCGUUGCGUAAGGAUGAUACGCCGUUGGUGCAGGAAACAUCACAGAAGAGGAUUGUGAUUGGUCCGUUAGAUUUACAGCUUCACAGCAGCGCUGUCCAUCGCAUCUUAAAGAUGGCUGCGUGCACUCUUGACCACGAGUACCAACCUUACUGCAAACCACAGCCUGAUGUAGUCGAGGAGUGUGUGAGCGUCGGCCCAGAGAAAGUUUUGGCUUUAGAGGAAUUUAUUCCCACCCGUCAGACGAGCGUGAUGCUGAUGAAGGCUCGAAUCACAGUCCCUGCAGCUGAAUACAACUUACUGCAUGUCAUAUUACCUGCUUUAUUGAGACACAAGGUGUCGACUGCACAGACGUCUGCACCUCAGUUCCAGCUCUUGCGUCCUCUUCCUGCGCUGCAGUUGCAGUGUGAGCGCGUCACGUUUGAACAUUCUGCACCCAUGUAUGAAGAGGAAGUGACCCGCGCAGCCAACAGCCUGAAUCAGCCUUCAGAAACACUCCUGCACAACUGCUACACACACAGCUACCUGAAGGUCUUUGAGCUUCAGGCUGGUCUGACUGUAAUUGACUCUGAGGGGGUAUUCCAUCCGCUCCUUCCCAUAAUUCCUACUUUCAGUACGGCACUCUAUGGGAAACAGCUCUGUUUGCCUGUGUACUGGGGGAGACAGUCUUCAGUUGCGUUGUAUGAAUGCAUGUUUGAGCUUCCGCAGGUGUGUGUACAGCUCACACGUGCUCAGGUGCUGCUGCUGAACUGCAUGUAUCGCAGUUGGAUGUAUGGUGUGGAAGGCGGACCUUGCAGCGGUAUCAGCGACGCCCUCAUUAACCACGCCUACAGACCCCCAGGUGUGAAGUCAGUGGGUGCUGCUCCCGUUCUGGAGUUGUGUAUUCAGCGUGUUGAGCUGAAGGUGUGUGUGCUGCCGGCGCUCUUGUGUGUUUCUGGAACUCUGGGAGCUGUUAAAGUUUGUGCCAGGACGCCGGGUGUGUGUGAGGGGCAGAAGGAGCAGCUGGUUUCACUGGUUCAGGGUCCGUCUGAUACCACAGAUCUUCACAGCAGCCGUUGGUUGAAUGGGAGUCGUAAGCCGGCGUCUCUCCUCUCUCCUGAUCUCCUCCAGGUCUCUCUACAGCUCCCACAGCACCAGCACACGCUGAACGCCGCCGUGCUGCUGGUGAGUGUUCAGGGAAUCGCUGUAAACCUGGAUCCCGUUUUAUUUUCAUGGCUUCUGUUUCACCCUCAGAGAUCCAGUUGCUCCAGACCGCCUCAACAGGUUUCUAUGGUGAUGAAGAAGAGGAGAGAAGAUGAAGCAUCUGUUGGCAGCACUCCAAUAACCAAACAACCAAGCAAUCCAGCAUCAGACUACACCAGCAGCCCUGUGAAAACUAAAACACACACAGAGUCAAGGCCUCUGUCUGUACCUGUGAAGAUCUUUCCAUCAUCUGAAGAGAAGCACUUGAGCUCAGAUGAACACACGAAGAACCUGAUAACACACACCUGGAACGCCGUCAAACAUCUCACACUGCAGGUGGAGUUGCAGUCGUGUUGUGUGUUUGUGCCUUCGGACAGUCUGCCGUCUCCCAGCACUCUGGUGUGUGGUGAUAUUCCGGGGACGGUGCGCAGCUGGUAUCACAGUCAGUCUCAGUGUAUGCCCAGGACGCUGGUGUUGUGUCUGCCAGAGGUCAGCGUGACGAGCGCCGGACACAGACGCAUGGAGCCGCUGCAGGACAUCCCCUUCACUGUCCCCAGACCUGUGCUGGAUGAGGGUGACGCGUUCCCGUGGACGGUGUGUGUGAAUCAGUUGAGUGUGUACUCUCUCCUGGGUCACCAGCGUUCUCUCAGUCUUCUAGAGCCCAUGGGCUGCACGUCAACACUGGCGCUCACCAGCCCAAAACUGCAGCCGGACACUAAACACACUUUCAUCAUCUGUCUACAUGUGGACCUGCAGCCUGUGCACCUGAAAUGCUCCCAUCCUCAGGUUCAGCUGCUGUAUGGUUUAUGGUGUAGAUGGAGUCAGAUUGCCAGUGUAGUCGAUCAGAUGCACAACAGAGGAACACAAAAACAAUCAUCAGGAUUUCCAGACCCCACAGGACCACCCGCCGGACCUUCAUCACCUGUCCACAGCAGUGCAGGCACCAUCCCACCUGACACCAGCACCUACAGCCCAUCAGCUGACCUGGGCUCACCUACAGAGGGUGAGUCGGUUCACACAGAGGAUGCAGUUCAGUGUGAGUCCAUGACUCUUGAACAGAAGACCUGCACCAUCAGCAGCUCCAGUGGAAAACUCAGCGUUUGGAUGCAGUGGAUGUUGCCCAAACUCACAUUCAAACUAUUUUCUUCUGACCACACAUCCAGAGACAACGAUGUCUGUGUGGUGGCGGAGAUGGAGGACAUAAGCGCUUCAGUGGACAUUCAGGAUGUUUACACUAAGGUGAAGUGUAAAGUGGGCAGUUUCCACAUCGAUCACUACAGAAGCAGGAGAGACAGUGACAGCAGUGCUGAAGAGAGAGCGUGGCGGGUGGGCCCGUGUGCUGGGGUCGUCCUCUCUUGCACUGACCGGCUCAACAGACGCACAGUUCUCCUGCGACCGCUCGGCAAACACGAACCUCACAACCAUUUCAGCUUCUUUCCUCCUACAACGGCCAAAGCUCUGGAGGUUUCUCACCAGCAGCACGGCUUUCUGUCCGUCACGUACACGCAGGCCGUCACGCGGAACGUUCGACACAAGCUGACGGCGCGUCAGGAGCAUAUGUCUCAGAGGAUGUGUGAAGACGGCGCAGACGGAUCGCCGCAGUACCUGCAUGAGAUUCUGCUCACAGCUCAACCCUUUGACCUCGUCCUCUCCUGCCCCCUGCUGAUGACCGUGAGUCGUGUCUUUCAUGUGACUCCGCCCCCUCAUCUCCGUCAUCCGGUCAGAGACCGCCUGUCUCCAGGACAGCCGAUGAGAGGACACUCGCUGUCAUCCGGCAGUCUGCCGCUCAUUUAUGUCAACACUAGCGUGAUCCGGGUUUUCUGUCCCCUGGAGGACAUGAUGAGCAUCACACAUUCCCAGAUGAAGGAAGACACUGUUGUGCUGAAGAUCGGUUCUGUGAGUGUUGCUCCACAGGCUGAUAAUCCACUGCCUCGGUCCGUUCUACGCAAAGACCUCUAUCAACGGGCAUUAAAUCUGGGAGUGUUGCGUGAUCCGGGCUCAGAGGUUGAAGAUCGUCAGUAUCAGAUCGAUCUUCAGAGCAUCAACAUGGGCACGGCUCUGUGGGAUGAUCUGAGACCUGAGAGAGAGAGCUCAACGGGCGGCUGUCCUCCAGACGGAGAGAGAAAUUCCCAGAAUCCCGCGCUGGAGUGGAACAUGGCCAGCAGAAUUCGCAGACACCAGGAGAAGAGAGUCAUUCUGUCGCCCAUCAUCACAGAUUUCUCUGUACGGAUAACUGCCGGUCCUGCUAUCAUCUACCGCAAACCUCUCGCAGCAGCGCACGGAGCAACUGAGGAGGUGGUGGUGUGCGGUCACAGUUUGGAGAUGAAUGUGACGUCGAGUCUGGAGCUUUAUCUCAGUGUCUCUCAGGUGCAGCUACUGCGACGUCUACUGCAGGCCAACGUGGGACUGACAGCUGUCAAUCAAACUCCUGCAGAUGUGCGGGGUCAACAGCUGCAGGCCGCUGCGGGUUCUGGCUCUGUGGAGAGUUUGUGUGGUAGCAUUGCUCCUGGUGGGCAGGACAGCGGGUUUGGCAGCGACAGCGCCCGUCUGCGGUUUGUUGGUAUGGAGCAUCAGGGCGGGACGGGUCAGCAGCACCGCCUCGCGCGCACCUCGCACCAGCCUGCCAUCACCAAGAACCUCAGCUUCAUUCCCUUUGAUGUUUUUCUCACCGCCGGCCGCAUCUCUCUCAUGACGUACGCCACCGCGCCCUCCACCAAACCUCCUGCAGACGGCCCGCAGGGAGGAAAGAGCGCGCUGGACCGGCCGGAGGACGAGGCGUCUGACGGGGGUAUGUCCUCCCUGACGGCCGACGAUCUGCUGUACGGCAACACCGCCGUCAGCUCCUCCGGGGUUCUGGAGGGUGUCUCAAUGCCCAGCCGGGUGUCGGCGCGUCAGGCUCUGGGUGUGACGGUGGUGAGGCAGCCGGGCCGCAGAGGAGAUAAAGACUGCAGUCUGGAGCCGCUGAUGUUCCUGCAGGUGACGCAGCCGUCACUCUUAAUAAACUGCCAUCAUCGAAAACAGAAGCUGGAACUGUCGCUCUUCGAUCUGACGCUGAAAGCAGUCGAAAGCGAUUACAAGAGUUUGGAUGCAGGGAAGUCUCUCCCCGAGUCUUUAGACUACAGUGUGUUUUGGCUGCAGACAUUAGCAGGAGAGGCGGACAGUCGAACUGGAAUCCCUCCACCGCUGCUGUCAGUCAUCAUCAAAGACUUUCUCACCGGACCGGAGUUGAAGGUGGAUGUCAGUCGCCCGCUGAGGCUCAGCCCCACACUGGCAAAGGUUGAACAAGCCAAAAACUUCUGGAAGAGAAUCUUUCCUGAAAGCGAAGGCGACGGGAAGCCGGGGUCAUCUGCAGGCUCCGGCCAAUGCUGCGACAGCAACGCCCCGCUUACUCUUGAGCUGAUGCUGCGCUCUCUGCAGACUCUCGUACCCCUUCAUAAGAUCUCGCUGCGUGCGGUGCAGUUGGCGGUGGCUGUGGAAUUGGAGGGUCACACAUCACGGCCUGCUCUGAUGCUGUCCGUGUCCGGCAUGAUGGGCACUCUGACCCUGAAGAACGCCCUCAGGUCUGCAGAUGGCUUUAAGGAGGUGUGUGUGUCUCUUCAGUGUGAUGAUGUGUUGGUGAGAACAGCUCUGAAGGACAGAAGUGUUGUGUUUUUGGGUCCGUUCUCAUGUACGUCACAUCUGGAGGCUUAUUGGUGCAGACACAGUAGAAGCUCCACCCCCGACUCGCCUGCUCCGCCCAGAGUGUUGAUCGAUCUGAAAGGUGGUUUGUUACAGGUGUUUUGGGGUCAGCUGCAGUUUAACUGUUUGUCUUACAUCCAUGAUCAUCUCCUGAACUACUGUAGUCAGAUGACUCGAGUAGAGGCGGAGUCUAAUGAGAAGCCCCUCCUCUCUACUCCACCGCCCCCCACUCAUCCUGUCCAAUCAGAACACUCCUCUGAUGACCUGCGCACAGGCCUUUUCCAGUACAUACAGGACUCAGCGAGUCAGAAGUUGCCCUCGGCUCAUGAGGUGGUGUUCUGGAAAGAAACAGAGGAUUCUCCUGGUGUGAUGCUGUGGAGAUAUCCUGAACCGCGCAUCAUCACGUUCCUCAGAAUCACACCUGUUCCCUUUAACACUACAGAUGACCCGGACAUCAGCACGGCUGACCUGGGAGACGUUCUGCAGGUGCCCUGCAGUCUGGAGUACUGGGACGAGCUGCAGCGGGUGUUUGUGCCCUACAGAGAGUUCAGUCUGUCAGAGAGUUGUGUGUGUGAACUCACUCUGCCCUCGCUGACCCCUGACACACAUCAGACUGACCUGGUGACCUCAGACCUCUGGAGGGUUGUGCUCAACAGCUCUGGUGACGGUGGAGAUGAGAGUUCUGACAGUGAGUGGGGUUCACAGUGUGAUCAGCUGGUGUGUCCCACCGCUCUGGCCGCAUGUUCACGUGUGGACUCGUGUUUCGCGCCAUGCUUUGUGCCCUCAAUGGGCGUCUCCAUACGACUGGCGUAUCUGGAGCUGCGAUUCUGCCACAACCUGGAUCAGCUGGGCACAGUGCUGUGCAAGAGGCUCCGCCCCUUCCUCCCAGACAGGAAGUUGCCUCAGGACCAGGAGUUUGCGGUUUUGCAUGUGUGCGAUCCGUGUGUGUUUGUGCGUCAGUGGAGUGAUGUCACACAGCAGUGUCAUGAGUUCAGAUUCUCAUCCACCCUGAGCUGCAGACUGCUGGAGUACAGAAACCUCACACGCCUGCCCAUCAUUCAACCCGUCAACCUGCAGGGACAAGCAACACACACGCUUACACACACACAACACACGCUCAGCUGCAGCACCACACUCCAGCCACUGCACGCCGCUGUCGGACAGUACGCAAUACACACACUGGACAGAGCGCUGCAGGCCUGGAGACAGAACCGUGUUCCUGAUGCUGAGGAGUUGAUCUUUAGUCAUUAUGUAAUUUGUAAUGACACACAGGAAGUGCUUCGCUUCGGUCAGGUGGACACAGAUGAAAAUAUUCUGUUACACAGUAACCAAAGUCACCAGUACAGCUGGAGAACACAUAAAUCACCUCAGCUGCUGCACAUCUGUAUGGAGGGCUGGGGGAACUGGCGCUGGGCAGAACCCUUCAGUGUGGAUGAUGUCGGCACUCUCCUGCGCACUAUACAACACAAAGGACAGACAGCCUCUCUCAUCAUCACAGUCAAACCACUCAAUGGAGUCCAGAAACAAGUGAUCAUCUCUGGCCGGCAGGUCAUGUGUAGUUUUCUCAGUCAGUCUAUAGAUUUGAGACUGGUUCAGCAUCACAGCGGUCAGGACGGUCAGGUGGUGUUACGUGAGCGUGUUGCUCGUCUGGAGGCCGACAGUAAACUGCCGUCAUUGGUCCUGGAGGACGCAGAACUCACGCAGCUGUGUGUGCGAUUGUGCGGUGAUGACGUGUGGUCUCAAGACGUCUGUUUGGAGCACAAGAACAACAGCUCGGUGCUGCAGGUGCCUUGUUCUGACGGCUCGCUGCUGCAUGUCUGGUGCACAACAAUACUGCUGGAGGCAAACACACACAUGCAACAGACACUCGUUGUGUUUAGUCCUCUCUUUAUGAUGUGGAGUCACCUGUCUGAGGCUCUUCUGGUUCACAUUGAGAAAAGAAGUCUGGGGCACAAAUACACACAACUCAUUCAUGGAGGCGGCCACCAGGAGGCGCUGCUCAACGUAGAGGCGGAUCUGAUACACCACCUCACCUUCCAGGCCAGUGAGGAUGAUGUGUCAGACUGUGCUGUUCCAGUGUCCACCGCUGUCAUUAAACAGAUCAUCAGCAGAUCAACAGCAGAUCAGAAACAACACAAUCUUCUACAUCACUUCUAUGGAGAGAAGACAGCACAGCAUCCAGCCUGGCCGUACACCUGCAAGGACACACACAGGUGUGUGCAGCAGUGCGAGUCAGGUGUGGUGCAGUGGGACAGUCCCAUGCAGGUGCGUUUGAGCGUGUGGCGGUGGGGUCUGAACACUCUGAUGGUGGAGGUGGUGCCGUGGGCUCUGCUGCUCAAUCGUUCACACUGGGACCUGUGGCUGUUUGAAGCUGAAAACAUCAUCACACAAAUACCAGCUGGAAAAACCAUCACACCACCCAAUUUCAAGGAUGCGUUUCAGAUCGGCAUUUAUUGGCCACAAACUAACACUGUGCACAAGUCUCCUGCCGUGCGAUUGGUCCAUGAGGUGUCAUCACCACGCUGGCCAGAGGGGGGCGGAGCUGAUGUCCUGCUGCUGGAUGAAGACGGAUACAUACACACUGACAUCACACUCGGAACACAACCUGGAAAACUCAAGCUCUGUCAGUUGUGUGUGUCAUCUUCAGUGAAAUACGGGAUUCAGGUUUUACAGAUUGAAGAUAAAACCGUCCUGCUCAACAACACAACAAAUGUCAUUAAGUGCAGAGCUGUGAUGUCACAACAGCCUAACACAGCACAUGACCAGGUGUAUCGGGUGCCUGAAUCAUCAGUGUUCGCUCUGAAUCCUGCGGCUCAUGUUGAAGAUGAUCAGGUGUGUUGUCCUGUGGCCUGCUGGGAUGUCCAGAGACCUGUGUCCAGCGCUGAGAUGCGGUCAGAAGUGGAUGUACCGCCGAUGAUGUCGAGGCAGCUGCUGUUGAGUUGUGAGGGAGACGCGUGGAGUCUUCCAGCGCUCAUCAGACCGGAUUUCCCCAGACAGAGUGUUUGUGUACCUGUGACGCCGGGUGACACACACCCCUUCAGCACCAGAGCUCUUGUUGUGACGUGUCAGGAGCAUCAGGGCAUCACGUAUGUGGCUGUGAGUGAAGAUCUGUGUCCACGGAUGCUGAUUCACAACCGCUGCCCCAUGAAUAUAUUACUGAAGGAAAACCUCCGAGAGUGUCCGCGAGCUGAAGUGUUUUGUCGGAUGCUGCCGGCCGUGUCAUCUGUUCAUCAUGAGUUGUAUCAUCACACCUCUAACUUUCCCGAGUGCAAACAGAAAGACACGCUGCCCACACUGCUGCUCUGCCUCAUCAUGGACACGCCCACUGAUCCCAUUGCCACACCCAUCAUUCCCACAGACACGCCCAUCACACUCAGCUGGACGGAUGCCAUUGAUAUCAGCAGCCCUGGAACACAGGUUGUUUUCCUGCCGGGGUUUGGCUGUUUGUACAUUGAUGUGCUUCACCAGAGUGGCACCAUCACACUGACGCUCGCACCCGAGAGCCAUGCUGAAGAUCUGGUCACACACCACAGGCUGUCCAAUCCGCUGCUGUCAUUCAGGAUUCUGUUAAAUGAGGUGAGUGUGGCGCUCUGUGAUGACAUCACCACCCCGUCCAGUUCUGUGGAGCUGUUACGUCUCACCCUGUCCAAAGUGCUGCUUCAUCUGCCGCCCAAUGAACCGUCGGCUGGUGAUGUGGAGGCUCCGCCAACUCACAGGGUCCAGGUGCACUGCAGCGGCCUCCAGGUGGACAAUCAGCUGUACAACCGCGCAAGCUUCCACUUCCCUGUCAUUGUGUGUCAGGAGCCGCAGACAGACGCGGCCGUGUGUACGUGUGACCCCAGCGUGCCGCUCGCCCCGCAUGGCUUCUGUGAAGCGUGUUUUCUGUCUCUGAGCGUCAGCGUCUCGGCAGACGGACAGCUGGACCAGCUCGCGUUCCGCGUCCAACCGGCACGAGUCUAUUUGGAGGACACAUUCAUUUAUUACAUGAAGACACUCUUCCACACCUACAUCCCAGAGUCCACUCUGGGCGAGCGAGGGAGCGGGCAGAGCCGGGGGACGGAGGUUCCGGGCGAGCUUCUGGAGUCCAUGCGGGCGCUGGAGAUGCCGGUGCGUCUGCAGAAGCUUUCGAUCGAAGCCGUUCAUCUGUUGGUGAGCAUCCACGCGUCUCUAAAGCUCUACAUCGCAUCUGAUCACACGCCGCUGUCCUUCUCACUGUUUGAACGAGGACCCAUCUGCACCACACCUCGACACCUCGUACACACGCUCGCGCUGCAUUACGCCGCCGGUGCUCUCUUCAGAGCGGGGUGGGUUGUCGGUUCUCUGGAAAUCCUGGGCAGUCCUGCUAGUCUGGUGCGGAGCAUCGGGAACGGAGUGUCAGAUUUUUUCAGGUUGCCAUAUGAAGGUUUGACUCGUGGGCCGGGAGCUUUUAUUAGUGGCGUCUCCAGAGGAACAAACUCCUUCAUCAAACACAUCUCUAAAGGGACUCUGACGUCCAUCACUAACCUAGCGACGAGUCUCGCACGUAACAUGGACCGUCUGUCACUGGAUGAUGAGCAUUUCAUGAGACAAGAGGAGUGGAGGAGACAACUGCCUGAGACUCUGGGAGACGGAUUGAGACAAGGCCUGUCCAGACUGGGCAUCAGUCUGUUGGGAGCCAUCGCAGGUAUUGUGGACCAGCCCAUGCAAACAUUCACACGGACUCUUGAGAUGCCUGAUUCAGCGAGCAGCGCGGCGCGCGGCGUCAUCUCUGGAGUGGGAAAAGGCAUUGUGGGAGUUUUCACCAAGCCAAUAGGUGGAGCGGCUGAACUGGUGUCACAGACGGGAUACGGUCUUCUUCACGGCGCUGGACUCUGGCAGCUUCCUCAACCGCUGCACCUGCCUACAGACAGAAAAUCAGCCGACGCUGUCAACAGCCACGUCAAAUACAUCUGGAAGAUGUUACAGUCUCUGGGUCGUGCGGAGCUGCACAUGGCUCUGGAGGUGUGUAUGGUGAGCGGUUCGGGUCAGGAACACUCGGGCUGUUUGUUGCUUAGUGGAGAGGUUCUGUUCGUGGUCAGUGUGUGUGAGGACGCACAACAGCAGGCCUUUCCCAUCACUGAGAUCCAGUGUGAACAUGACACACACACGCCUGGACGCAUCACGCUCACGCUGCAGCAGCACAGAGUGGCCAGUGACACCGAGGGUGACGGCGGUGGUCGUGAGAGUCUCUCAGAGCUGCAGUACAAGCGUCUUGUGGAUUUUGUCACAGGAGCGUCUCAGUAUCUCACACUGUCUGCGGCGUCUCUCAGUCAUCAAACGUUCAUCUCUCCUGUUGAACCGCCGCCCACCGCCACAAAAACGUAUCAUUAUCAGGCCGAUCCGGCCUUUGCACAAGUCUUCAUCUGCAAGUUUACCAUGGUGAAAAAUAAAGCCCUUCGCAUCGGCUUCCACUGACAGUCUUCAUCACAUGAGAAAUGCUUUGUAAACAUUAAACUCGAGCUUUCUUUCCGUCUAUGGACAUCAGUAUUUAAAAAAACACUCAAAUAAUACUUUUCAUUUGUAUUUUUAUAAGCAAUGCAAGAAACAUGAUUAUUGUUUUUAUUUUAAUAUUCUGAGCAAAUGAAUCGCUUAAAUAAGUGUCGCUUAUUAAAUUUUGUAUUAAAGUAUAAGAAGGAGCAUUGUGUGAUAUUGUCA
Molecule: messenger RNA, 12361 nt
Organism: Triplophysa dalaica
Lineage: Eukaryota; Metazoa; Chordata; Actinopteri; Cypriniformes; Nemacheilidae
Product: intermembrane lipid transfer protein VPS13B-like
Exons: 62
Coding region: 191-12121 (3976 amino acids)
Source: RefSeq, a predicted model, not a curated record